Elgaria multicarinata webbii is the source of this 987-nucleotide messenger RNA. Its product is annotated as olfactory receptor 6F1-like. Gene Ontology annotation, cellular component: membrane. The coding region runs from base 1 to 987 and encodes 328 amino acids. Gene Ontology annotation, biological process: G protein-coupled receptor signaling pathway. Lineage: Eukaryota; Metazoa; Chordata; Lepidosauria; Squamata; Anguidae. The record is from RefSeq and is a predicted model, not a curated record. Gene Ontology annotation, molecular function: olfactory receptor activity; G protein-coupled receptor activity. The transcript has 2 exons.
AUGAUGCAUUUAGGAGAAGAUGUAUUGAAAGGUGGAAACAUAUUUGGAAGCCCAAAUCAAACAGUGAUCAGAGAAUUCAUUCUCCUGGGAUUUGGGAACCUUCAUGUGCUAAGGGUACCUAUCUGUGUGCUAUUUCUUUUGGUCUAUAUAGUAACAUUAACAGGCAACAUCAUGAUCACAGUAGUUGUGUUGGCUGAUCGUAACCUUCAUAACCCCAUGUACUUCUUCCUGGGAAAUCUCUCUUUCCUGGAAAUAUGGUACACCACCAGUGUGGUUCCAAAGAUGCUGAAAACAUUUCUGACUGUCCAUGAGGCGAUUUCUUUCUCAGCUUGUCUCUUACAGCUUUACGUUUUUGGCUCAUUAGCAGUAACUGAGUGUUUUCUCCUAGCAGCUAUGUCCUACGAUCGUUACAUGGCCAUAUGCCACCCACUACACUACAAAACCAUCAUGAAUGUCAGGGUGUGCAUUCAGCUAGCAAUAGUGUCAUGGGUUGGUGGGUUUCUUUCCAUGGUGGUCACCAUCAUAAUGAUUUCCAUGUUGCCUUUCUGUGCUUCAAAUAAAGUUGAUCAUUUCUUCUGUGAUUUGGCACCCAUCAUUAAACUUGCUUGCGGAGACACGCAGGGGGUGAGGAUCCCUGCUUUCAUUAUUGCCUCCCUCGUAUCCUUCCCUCCAUUCCUACUAACCAUUGUGUCCUACUAUAAAAUCAUCUCUACCAUCCUCAAGAUCCCAUCUGCCAAAAGCAAAAAGAAAGCUUUUUCCACCUGUUCCACACAUCUCAUUGUGGUUACACUGUUCUAUGGGACAUUGAUGGCAGUAUAUGGUAUACCUACAACAACUUGGUGUCCAAACCUAAGCAAAGUCUUUUCUGUGCUCUAUACAGUAGGGACACCAAUGGUUAAUCCAAUUAUAUACAGCCUGAGGAACAAGGAUGUCCAAAAUGCAUUGAGAAAGCUGUUCAAUAGAAAUCCUGCAUUGACACGUGCAUGA